Messenger RNA from Schistosoma turkestanicum, 585 nucleotides. Lineage: Eukaryota; Metazoa; Platyhelminthes; Trematoda; Strigeidida; Schistosomatidae. The record is from the annotation of a GenBank genome assembly.
AUGCAAUCUAAUCAAAAUUCACUAAAUAAACAACAUCCAUCAUUUGUAAAAUCACCAGAAGAAUUUCAAACACUUUUAGCUCAAUGUCCAUUUAUGUCAAUUAUUCAAUCGAAAACCAAUAAAAAUACUAUACGCAAAAAGACUGAUGCAAAAUCUAAAAAUGUACCGAAAAAAUCAAACGAUACAAUCAUUUCAAACAAUCAAUGUUCAAUGAAAUCAAGCGAGAAUGCUGACAAAACAAAUCAAUCUCAAGAAAACUCUUGUACACAAAAAGAAACUAGUGUAAAAAUCUCCGAAAUCAACCGUACCGAAGAUUUCAUAAAACAAACCAAUGAAAAUCCUAUACAAAAUCCAUCUGAUCAAUUUAUACAAAAUACAAACUACUUAAAUUCAUUAAGUAAUAUAAAAAAAUCCGCUUUAUUUAAACAAUUCAAUCAAUUAUCAAUUGAUGAACAAAAUGAAGAGAAUGAAUUACGUCAAAAACAAUUAAUUAAAUUAUCUGAAUUGAUUCAAUCAAAUCCACAAAAAUAUGGACAAUUAUCUUAUGAAAAUAUACAUGAACAAUUAAAACAUUUUUAUUUAUAA